AUGUCGUUCCCGCCUCACGAUAUCUCCGCCCCGUUCAACUUUGCGAAGGAGGAGGAAAAAGUCAUCGCGUUCUGGAGAGAGAUCGAUGCGUUUCAGACGAGCUUGAAGCUCUCGGAAGGGCGGCCUGAAUUUACCUUCUACGAUGGCCCACCGUUCGCAACCGGUCUGCCCCAUUAUGGACAUUUACUCGCCGGGACGAUCAAGGACAUCGUAACUCGCCAUGCUCAUGUCAGUGGACAUCAUGUCACCCGUCGCUUUGGAUGGGAUACGCACGGACUUCCUGUUGAACAUGAAAUCGACAAAAAACUGGGCAUCACCGGACGCGACGAUGUCAUGAAGAUGGGGAUCGACAGAUACAACGAGGAGUGUCGCGCGAUUGUAAUGCGCUACUCUUCGGAAUGGAGGAGGACAGUUGAGCGUAUGGGCCGGUGGAUUGACUUUGACAACGACUACAAGACGCUCAACCUGAGCUUCAUGGAGAGCGUGUGGUGGGCGUUCAGCCAGCUGUUCCAGAAGGGAAUGGUUUAUCGCGGGUUGAAGGUCAUGCCCUAUUCGACGGGUUGUCUGACGCCCUUGUCGAACUUCGAGGCUGGACUCGAUUACCGAGAUGUCAAUGACCCCGCCGUAACGGUAUCAUUUCCCCUCGCCGACGAUCCCUCGACGUCUCUCCUUGCAUGGACAACCACACCGUGGACUCUCCCCUCCAACCUUGCCCUGUGCGUCCAUCCCGACUACACCUACAUUAAGAUUCACGACGAAGAGCGGAAGGAGAACUUCAUAUUACACGAAAAUCUCCUCCGUACUCUGUACAAGGACCCGAAGAAGGCCAAGUACAAGAAGCUUGGAUCAUACAAGGGUUCGGAGAUGAAAGGGUGGCGAUACAUCCCGCUCUUCGACUACUUUGUCGGACAGUUCGGGGAGAAGGCAUUCCGAGUUCUCGUCGACAAUUACGUGACCGACGCAGACGGUACUGGUAUCGUGCACCAAGCGCCCGCAUAUGGUGAAGAUGAUCACCGCAUUGCACUCGCGCACGGUAUCAUCCGCGAAGACGAGAUGCCGCCCUCCCCCGUGGACGAUUCUGGCAAGUUCACCAAAGCUGCCCCUGACUUCGAAGGACAGUACGUUAAGGUCGCGGAUAAGGACAUUCAGAAGUACCUGAAGGCCAAAGGUCGUUUGGUGGUUCAGUCGACCUUGAACCACUCCUACCCAUUCUGCUGGAGAUCGGGUACCCCACUUCUGUAUCGCGCCAUUCCUGUUUGGUCCGUGCGUGUUACGCCCAUCGUCGAGCAACUCGUGAAGAACAACCAAGGAACGCGCUGGGUCCCCCAAAACGUUGGUGACAACCGGUUUGGUAACUGGCUCGCGAACGCGCGUGACUGGAACGUAUCUCGCAACCGGUAUUGGGGAACUCCCAUCCCGCUAUGGGUUAGCGACGAUCUAGAGGAGAUCGUCUGCGUUGGUUCGGUCGAGGAGCUGGAACGGUUGUCCGGCAUCACAGGAAUCACCGAUAUCCAUCGUGACAAAAUAGAUAACAUCACCAUCCCCUCGCGACAGGGCAAGGGUGUCCUGAAGCGAGUGGAGGAGGUGUUUGACUGUUGGUUCGAGUCCGGCAGCAUGCCGUACGCUCAGCUUCACUAUCCCUUCGAGAACAAGGAGCUCUUCGAGAGCACUUACCCGGCGCAUUUCAUCUCCGAGGGUAUUGAUCAGACUCGUGGAUGGUUCUACACUUUGCUUGUUCUGGGCACACACCUUUUUGGCAAGGCACCAUGGCAGAAUGUUAUUGUUACCGGUUUGGUGCUCGCAGCAGACGGCAAGAAGAUGAGCAAGAGCCUGCGCAACUUCCCCGACCCCAACAUCAUCAUCGACACAUAUGGCGCCGACGCUACGAGAAUGUACCUUGUCAACUCCCCCAUCGUUCGCGGCGACAACCUCCGCUUCCGUGAGGACGGCGUUCGCGAUGUUGUUUCACGUGUGCUCCUGCCCUGGCUCAACUCCUUCCGCUUCUUCCUGGGCCAGGUGGCACUCCACCGCAAGACUGGCGAGAUUGACUUCAAGUACAACCCACAUGCACCGGUGUCGAAUAAUGUCAUGGACCGCUGGAUCCUCGCGCGCUGCCAGUCGCUCAUCAAGCUCGUUCGGCAGGAGAUGGCUGCCUACAGGCUGUAUACCAUUAUCCCGCGCCUACUCGACCUCGUCGACGAGCUAACGAACUGGUACAUCCGGUUCAACCGCCGGAGGCUGAAGGGCGAGGACGGGAAGGAGGACACGCUUGCGGCGUUGAACACGCUGUUCGAGACGCUUUUCACGUUGUGCAAGACCAUGUCAUCAUACACGCCGUUCUUGACCGAGAAUCUGUACCAGUCUCUACGCCCCUUCAUCCCGGGGGACCCGGCAGCAGGGGACACGCGAUCCAUUCACUUCCUGCUGUUCCCGGAGGUCAAGGAGGAGUACUUCGACGAAGACAUCGAAAGACAGGUGAAGCGGAUGCAAACCGUCAUCGAGCUCACGCGGACCAUCCGUGAACGCCACAAUCUGUCGCUCAAGACUCCGCUCAAGGAGCUCCUGAUUUUCCAUGCAGAUGACAAGUACCUAUCAGACAUCCAGCCGCUCCAGCGCUACAUCCAGUCCGAGCUCAACGUACGGGACAUUGUCUUCACAUCCGACGAAGUACAGACCGGCAUCAAGUACCGCGCGGUCGCCGAUUGGGCCGUGCUCGGCCGCAAGCUGCGCAAGGACCUCGGCAAGGUCAAGAAUGCGCUCCCGGGCUUGUCGAGCGAUGACGUAAAGGCGUAUAUGGAGACGGGCAAGGUGACCGUGGCCGGGAUCGAGCUCGUUGAGGGCGAUCUCGCCGUACAGCGUUACCUCGAGCUCGGUGCCGCCGAGUGCGCGGCACAGCAGUACGCGACGCACACGGACAACGACGUAGUCGUGCGCCUCGACAUUCAGAUCCACCCCGAGCUCAAGAAUGAGUGGCUUGCGCGCGAACUGAUCAACCGUGUCCAGAAACUGCGGAAGAAGGCCGGCUUGCAGGCGACGGACGACGUAGACGUGUUCUACAAGUUCGAGGAGGGCACGGGCACGGAGCUGCUAGAAGCGAGCCGCGCACACGCGGAUUUGAUUAGCAAGACGGUGCGGAACGUGCCGGUGGACGUGACACAAAGGAAGGAGGGGCAGAAGGUGCUGAUCGAAGAGGAGCAGGAGGUGGCGGAUGUCAAGUUUGUGCUGUCAUUGGCGUGGCCUUGA
Messenger RNA from Punctularia strigosozonata HHB-11173 SS5, 3243 nucleotides. Its product is annotated as isoleucine-tRNA ligase. Gene Ontology annotation, biological process: isoleucyl-tRNA aminoacylation. The record is from RefSeq and is a predicted model, not a curated record. The transcript has 14 exons. Bases 1 to 3243 code for a protein of 1080 amino acids. Gene Ontology annotation, molecular function: tRNA binding; aminoacyl-tRNA deacylase activity; isoleucine-tRNA ligase activity. Lineage: Eukaryota; Fungi; Basidiomycota; Agaricomycetes; Corticiales; Punctulariaceae.